Messenger RNA from Salvia miltiorrhiza (redroot sage), 2097 nucleotides. RefSeq lists its product as uncharacterized. NCBI's taxonomy places the organism in Eukaryota, Viridiplantae, Streptophyta, Magnoliopsida, Lamiales, Lamiaceae. The transcript has 4 exons. The record is from RefSeq and is a predicted model, not a curated record. The coding region runs from base 409 to 1764 and encodes 451 amino acids.
CUCCCAUCCCUUUUCCUUUUUUUCGUUAUUACUUUAAAAAAAAAUUACUAACAAAAAGGAGAAAAAAGAAAAGGAAAAGAAAAGCAAUUUUAGCAAACACUACAAUCAAUCAAAAAAGAAAAAAAGGAAGAGAAACCAGAUUACAGAUUAGAUCUAGCCAUUGCUUUUCCUUUUCCCUUUCACACACACACAGUAUAUUUUUUUCAUUAGCUUAUUUUUUUUAUCAGUGAGCUUCCACAGAUCUCAGCAAUGCAAAUGUAGGCCGUUUUUCUCAGCUCAGUUGAAUGACAGGGGAGAUAAAGAGUUGCAAAGUGUCCCUUUGCAUUUUGUGAGUAGGUGGAUACUAUUGCUAUUAGAAGUUAAGACGAAAGAAUUUGACCGUGUUGUGCCCUCAAAGCCAUCUUGCCCAUGGCUUCGGAGCAGAUUAGAUUUCUGCAGCCACAGCAAGCACCAGCAUCCCGGCGCAAGAGGUGGGGAGGUUGUUGGAGUGGACUUUCUUGUUUUGGUAAACAAAAAGGUGGAAAACGAAUCGUGCCUGCAUCAAGAAUGCCUGAGGGAAACCAAGCUUCGAAUCAGCCAAAUGGACCUCAAGCUGUUGGCCUGCCCAAUCAGACAACUGGAAUUGCUCCAUCUCUUUAUGCUCCACCAUCUUCGCCUGCUUCCUUCUCGAAUUCCGCACUCCCAUCUACAGCUCAGUCACCCAGCUGUUUCUUGUCUGCCAACUCUCCUGGUGAUCCUUCGUCUACUAUGUUUGUCACAGGUCCAUACGCCCACGAGACACAACUGGUCUCCCCACCUGUAUUCUCAACUUUCACAACCGAGCCAUCCACAGCUCCUUUAACACCUCCGCCGGAGUUGGCGCACGUGACUACUCCAUCUUCCCCUGACGUGCCUUACGCCCAUUUCCUCUCAUCUUCUGCCAAUAAUAAGAACAGUUACUUUACUGCAAAUGAUCUUCACGCCACAUAUUCACUCUACCCUGGAAGCCCGGCCAGUACUCUCAGAUCGCCCAUUUCUAGAACGCCCGAGAAGGAGUACCCCUCUCAGUGGAGUCCUUCAAUUCCUUCAAAAGAGCCCGUGUACUCGAAAUCUGGGUCAGGCCGGUAUAUUGGGCUAGAGGCAAGUGGUGCCAGCAAGUCGCGCCAAGAUUCCAAUUUCUUCUGCCCCGAGACGUUUGCGCAGUUCUACCUGGACCAGUCAUCACUCUCUCAUUCUGGUGGUAGGUUAAGUAUUUCCCGAGAAUCGGAUGCUUACACAAACGGUGGAAAUGGGCAUCAAAACCGGCAGGCAAAAGUUUCUAAACCUGAUCCUGAGGAACUGGAAGCUUAUAGGGCAUCUUUUGGGUUCAGUGCUGAUGAAAUCGUCACCACAACACAUUAUGUUGAGAUAUCAAACGUGUCGGAUGACUCGUUCAGCAUGACGCCGCUCACCCCCGACAAAUCUGCGGGGGAUGGAAACAUAUUAAAUGCACCAUCAAGAGAGAGGAUAGAGACAGGUAAGAGGCAGCUCGACGAUGCAGGACUGACUCAUUCUGGAGUACAUGGCUCGUACGACAAUAUCGAAGGUCAAGCCCCACAUAAGCGUAUAUCUGGGCGAGGGUUGCCAAGCAGCCACAUCCUAAGCGAUGAUGAAGAUAUCUACUCAAAGAUGGGGGCUCCUAGAAACGGCCGGAAAUAUCAAUUUGGCUCGUCCAAUUCUGAUGCGGAGAUUGAGUACAGGAGAGGGCGGAGCCUGAGAGAGGAACGCAGCUGGAGGCAAAGCUGAGGCCACCGAGCCUGAAACGAUCGCCCGUGUACGUAUUUGCAGCCGUUCUACUAUCAUCAUCAUCAUCAUCUUGUGUUUCAGUGUUGGGGGUUUCUUUGCUAAAUGAUUUUAACAUCUGAUCCAACCUUACUUUUGUGUGCGAGCUGUUUAAUAUAAUUUCUGAAGAGUUUGUUAUAUAGAUAUAUAUAUUCAAGAAUUCUGCAUGUAAGUGUAGAGACUGCAACUUUUGGCAUAGUUGAGUUGGAGAAAGAAUGCAAUCUGCACCUUUUUUUUUGUAUGUAAAUUGCUAAUAUAUGCAUCACUUCAAAGUUGGUAGUGGAAUUUUUCAGAGAA